AUGUCAUGGUGUUGGGUGUUGAUAAAGGGAUACACCCUAUAUCGUGAUAGUGGGGCACGACGAUGUGGGAGUCUAAGAUGGGGGGGGCGGAAUGUGUGUGCCUCCUCGGGCCUCGCUGCGGUCCUCCCGUGUGCAAAGCUCCGCAAGCUGUACAGUAUAUCUUGUACUGUAUAUCUUGGAGCUCGCCGUCCACGUAAGCCACGUGUACUGCGAAUCGAUAUGAUUUGGGAUAUGCAGACGCUGUGUUGGCGAUCUCAAAGCGAUUAGGGCCCUUCGGCACACAUCCGCCCCACCUGUCUCCUUCUCGCUACGACAUGCAACAAACUCACCCACCCCGGCUGCCAUAAAUCUUCUUCCUGCCGCU
Molecule: messenger RNA, 364 nt
Organism: Chondrus crispus (carragheen)
Lineage: Eukaryota; Rhodophyta; Florideophyceae; Gigartinales; Gigartinaceae
Exons: 2
Coding region: 1-267 (88 amino acids)
Source: RefSeq, a predicted model, not a curated record